UCUCCUGGAGAUCCCAAGUGUCUCUGCAGCAGCCUCUGUCACCCUGUGACCUGCAGGUACUGGGAGAUCUGUAGGGAGGACACCGGGACAUCCCGGGAGCUGCGAAAUGGGAGUGUUGACAUUCAAGGACGUGUCUAUUGAAUUCUCUAUGGAGGAGUGGGCCUGCCUGGACCCUGCUCAGAAGCAUUUGUAUCAAGAAGUCAUGUUAGAGACCUACAGAAACCUGGUCUUCCUGGGUCUUGCUGUCUCUAAGCCAGACCUCAUCACCUGUCUGGAGCAAAGCAAAGAUCCCUGGAAGUUGAAGACACAGCAGACACUACUCAAGCCCCCAGCUCUACCUAAUCAUUCUACCCAAGACCAUUUGCAAGAGCUGGGCACAAAUAUUUUAUUUCCAGAGAUGAUCCUGAGUGGAUAUCAAAGCUGUGGCCCUGAGAAUUUAAACUUUACAAAAGACUGGGAAGGUGUGUAUGAGUGUAAGCAGCAGAAAGUAUGUUACAGUGGAAAUGACAAAUGUGUAACAGCUACCCAUGGCAAAGUCUUCAGACAUUUGUCACAUCUACAUAGACAGAUGAUAUAUACCUUAGGGAAAACUUUUAAAUGUAAAAGGUAUGAGAAGGCCUCUAAACUUUGCUCACACAUCACAGAACAUAAGAUAACAAAUACUGGAGAAAAACAAUACAAAUGCAAAGAACGUAGCCAAGUCUUCCGAUCUUGCUCAAGACUCUAUCCUGGAGAGAAACUCAAGAAGUAUGAAAAUGAUGGCAAAUGUCUUAACCACAUGUCAAAGUAUGGUAACCAUAAGAUUUUGAAUAUUGGAGAAAAACCUUACAAAUAUGAGGAAUGUGACAAACUUACCAAGAAGUACUCACACAUUUAUGGCCAUAAAAGAAUUCAUUCCAGAGAGAAACACUACAAAUGUCAUGACUGUGGCAGAGCCUUUAAACAUUACUCAAACCUUUCUGUACAUAAAGUACUUCAUUCUGGAGGGAAAUCAUACCAAUGUGAAGAAUGUGGUAAAGCCUUUAUGAGCCACUCACUCCUCUCUAGACAUCAAAGAAUUCAUUCAGGAGAGAAACCCUACAAAUGUCAAGAGUGUGGUAAAACCUUUAAGCAGUACUCAAGCCUUUCUGUACAUCAAAGAAUUCACUCUGGAGAGAAACCUUACAAAUGUCAAGAGUGUGGUAAAACCUUUAACUGGUACUCAAACUUUUUUGUACAUCAAAGAAUUCACUCUGGAGAGAAACUCUACAAAUGUCAAGAAUGUGCCAAAGCCUUUAACCAUUACUCAAGCCUUUCUGUACAUCAAAGAAUUCACUCUGGGGAGAAACCCUACACAUGUCAAGAGUGUGGCAAAGCCUUUAAUGACUGUUCAUCUCUUACUAAACAUAAAAGAAUUCACUCUGGAGAGAAACCCUACAAAUGUCAAGAAUGUGACAAAGCCUUUAACCAGCAUGCACACCUUUCUAGACAUCAAAGAAUUCACUCUGGAGAGAAACCCUACAAAUGCCAAGAAUGUGGCAAAGCCUUUAACGAUUACUCAAGCCUUUCUGUACAUCAGAGUAUUCACUCUGGAGGGAAACCCUACAGAUGCCAAGAGUGUGGCAAAUCCUUUAAUGUCAGUUCAUCUCUUACUAAACAUAAAAGAAUUCACUCUGCAGAGAAACCCUACAAAUGCCAAGACUGUGGCAAAGCCUUUACCUGGCACUCAGGACUUUCUAAUUCACUCUGGUGA
Molecule: messenger RNA, 1732 nt
Organism: Otolemur garnettii (small-eared galago)
Lineage: Eukaryota; Metazoa; Chordata; Mammalia; Primates; Galagidae
Product: zinc finger protein 724-like
Exons: 5
Coding region: 107-1732 (541 amino acids)
Biological process (GO): regulation of transcription by RNA polymerase II
Molecular function (GO): DNA-binding transcription factor activity, RNA polymerase II-specific; RNA polymerase II cis-regulatory region sequence-specific DNA binding
Source: RefSeq, a predicted model, not a curated record